This is a messenger RNA of Nymphaea colorata (pocket water lily), 2731 nucleotides long. Its product is annotated as ceramide kinase. NCBI's taxonomy places the organism in Eukaryota, Viridiplantae, Streptophyta, Magnoliopsida, Nymphaeales, Nymphaeaceae. Gene Ontology annotation, molecular function: kinase activity. The coding region runs from base 410 to 2281 and encodes 623 amino acids. The record is from RefSeq and is a predicted model, not a curated record. The transcript is spliced from 16 exons.
ACGUUGGGUUUCUUCGUUAUUGUUGCAAAUGGGGAGCGUCCAUCUGUUUCUUUUUAUAGGAAUCGCUAAACACGGUAAUGUGUCAUGACCGCCUGAAGGAGAAAAAGGGACUAUUGGAUAUGGCCUCUCCCAGUAGAGAUCGUCCGUCAACGAUCUCCACCAAUGGGGAGUUUCUCCUUUGACUGUGGGAGAAGAGAAGAGGGGCUUAAUCCUGCCCGAGGACUCCCCACCAACAAAAAUGCCUUUACAAUAAGGUUGAGUCAAUGUGUAUGCCCACAUCUAGCUAUUCCGUUUCUCCAUUUUUUGUUGCUACUGCCGUUCGUCAAAGUGGGCGGCCUCUCGGUUCUUCCUGCAAUUUGAUGUUCUCGAUUUUUUCUUGCACGUGACCGUGGGGUUAACAUUUCGGUGUAUGCCCAUUUCUUGGAAACCUAUGGAGGCAAACCAAGGUGGAUACGCGGAAAUAGAGAAUAUGGAUGAGUUUGUUGAAGUUGGAUCCCCGAAAACAACUCACGGGCGUCCGCCGGAGGAGGAUCGGUUGCUUCUUAAUUCCACUUUAUUUUUGGAUUAUGUUGGGGAGGUCAACGUCACCAUGGAUUCUAGUGGAUUGUCGUGGAAGCGGAUUGAUGAUUCGCCGGACAAUUCUACUUGUCUCGGGAUACAGUUCUCGCACAGGGGACAAUCAGAGAUCAAAUUUUCAGAGAUAUAUGCUGUUGAACUUGCUAAUUGUGGCUUGAUUCGUGAAUGCAGCCUACUAGAUGCUGGGAGGUGUCUCCUGAACUGCGACUCAGAGAUGCACCGAUUUGUGGUACAUGGAUUCAGAAGAUCCAAAACACAACCUUCUCUUUGGGUUCUGGCAUCGUACAUUUUUGGACAUAAAGAUUUAAAGGCCUGUAAAACAUGGGUAGAAAAAAUAGACAACGUGUUGACCCAGGAUGUUGGAAGGCCUAAAAACCUGCUGGUUUUUGUUCAUCCAUUUAGUGGAAAAGGAAAAGGAUGUAUGAUAUGGGAAAGCGUCUCUCCCAUAUUCACCCGUGCUAAAGUGGCCACAAAGGUGAUAAUAACGCAGAGGGCAGGGCAUGCAUUGGACACCAUGCUAUCUCUUACAGAUGAGGAACUCAAGGCCUAUGAUGGUGCUGUUGCUGUAGGUGGUGAUGGUUUCUUCAAUGAAAUAAUGAAUGGCUUUCUGUGUACGAGACAUGCAGCUCCAUAUCCUCCCACACCUGCAGAGUUUUCACAGUCUACUCACAAGGAUAAGGGAGUGAUGCGGCAGGAUGAUGUUUCUGGUCCUCUUCUUUACAGUACACAGUCCAUUGAGUCUGCCUCAUUAAAUACUGGUACUGGAGCAAGGGCAUUGACCACAGGCCAAGGUCAUCAUUUCUCUCUUCCACAUCCAUGGAUUAGAUUUGGAAUUAUUCCUGCAGGCUCAACCGAUGCUAUUGUGAUUAGUUCUACUGGAGUUCGUGAUCCUGUCACAUCUGCAUUGCACAUUGUCCUUGGAAAACAAAGAUUUCUUGAUGUUGCUCGAAUAGUCCGAUGGAAAGUUAGUUCAUCAUCCAUGGGAGCACCUUCUGUACAUUAUGCAGCUUCUUUUGCUGGGUAUGGGUUUUAUGGAGACGUAAUCAAGGAGAGUGAGACUUGUCGCUGGAUGGGCCCUGUUCGUUAUGAUUAUGCUGGAACAAAGGUGUUUUUGCAGCACAGAUCAUAUGAAGCAGAGGUCUUUUUCGUGGCAUCCAACGGAAAGGAGGAAGAUAAUAGUGAAACUGGGACCCAGAUGUUUCGGGAAAGAAUUCCAAAUGGACCAGAAAAAAAGUUUAUAUGCCGGGUGGAGUGUCCCAUUUGCAGUGAGGGCAUAAAGCCUGUUCAGUUUCUUCCAAAUGAUGAUACAUCUCGAAGCUAUUCAGAUUACAAAUGUUUAAGGUGGACAAGAACAAAGGGACGAUUCUUAAGUGUAGGCGCAGCCAUUAUCUCUUGUCGUAAUGAAAGGGCCCCUGAAGGAAUAGUGGCUGAUGCACACCUUGCAGAUGGUUUCCUACAUCUGAUACUGAUUAGGGAUUGUCCUCAUGCUCUUUAUCUCUGGCAUCUGACUCGGCUUGCAAGAAAAGGCUCUGAUCCACUUGAUUUUAAAUUUGUGGAACAUCAUAAAACUCCAAUGUUUACCUUCACUUCAUCUGGCAAAGCAAGUGUGUGGAACUUAGAUGGUGAACUCUUUGAAGCACACCAACUAUCUGCUCAAGUUUUCCACGGUUUGAUUAGUUUGUUCGCAAAUGGGCCUGAAGUUUAAGAAAUUUUUGGAGCGAUUUAGUUCCAGGUUUGCACGAAGAGGUGAGCAACCGGCCAGAAAAUAUAGAGGUCUUUCCAGAGGAAGAUAUGCUUCACUGGCUUGACUGCAUCUUAAAGGUCACUAGUUGUGCAUGCCAACCAUAUUCUCCAUGCAUGGAUUGAUGCGGCUGCAAGAUGGAACCGAGGAGGGAAUGUCAAAACAGCAGCCGGAGCUGGAAAGUUUCACUUUUUGACAAAAUAAGGGAUAUUGCUUUCAAGAUAAUUUAGAAAUCGCCAGCCAUUGCAACAAAUAAAGAGAAUGCACAUCAAGGACAUGUAACCUUAUUUCCGUCCUACUUGUAAAGCUCUUUUGAUUAUCUAUCACCCAACUUUGGGCAGAUUGUAAUAGUUAUCAAGAGGUAAAAACGAACAGUUGUUCUUGUCGCUAAAUGUUUCUAAAUCUUUAAUCUCA